AUAAACAGUACUUUGAAGCACAACUGUUUGUUUAGGUGAAGCAGCAAGAGUAGCCUUCUUCAAUCUAAGAACUCGCUACGCCAGAAACCUUAAAAGAAAACGAUCUUUCAAGUUAAAAAAUACAAGAGACCCUGAAGCCAAUCCUGAUGAACCAGCUGAUGAAGAAGAACUUUAUCCUUUCCUAUCCUGGCUGGAGACACACAUUAAGUCACGUUCAUCAUAUGGUACAAGCAGCCGCACAACCAUCAAUGUCAAUGCUUAUGGACACGAAGACUCAGAGGAGGAGGAAUCCAUUGUAGUCAGUCAUGAAGAAUCCAUGCAUACAGAUGUGAAAAACUUUACCAGCAAUAAUUUACGACCAAAGAAAAAAGCAAGGUUACUUAAAGGAAAAGCAAGAUUCAACCAUGAAAUACCAUCUGGACCAGCAGAAAUGCAUAGUGUGCAACCCUUUGGGCCAUCAAUAGUAAGGAACAUGACAAAUCCAAAUGACAUAAGUAGAUAUGAAGAUGAAAUCUUCAGUGCUUUCAUUGUAUCCCAGCUCCGUCAUAUUCCCCAUCACAAGAAACUACUGCUAAAAAUGCAGAUAUCUAACUUAAUAUAUAAUGAGAUGCUUGCCUCCUUAUCGGCAUGGGAACAUCCAUCAACAAAUAACAUGUUGCCACAACCAUCUGUACCACAUACUACUGCAGCUACAUCAGGGGUGCAAGCACAAGACACUGCAGACUUCCCUAAUGAAAUACAUUCACCACAAGAGACACAUUCAGAAGAGCCAUUGCAAACAACAGCAGUCAUACCAAACAGCACUGAGCUACAACAAGCUACGGUAACUUUACCUAAAACUGCACAACCUCUUCAAGCUGUGACCUUACCUAUUUCAGACACUUCAAACUACACGCCACAGCUGUCACAAGUGACUGUAACACUACCUCAAACAGUUCGACCAAUACAUGCCACUGUUAGUCCUGAACCACCACAUAGGAUCAGUGUGAAUCCAACGUGGAGUAGAUUGCAACUACAGCAGCAAAGACAGAGAGAAUGUAGUGCAGGAAACCCAUAGGCAGAGUAUGUUUUUAGACUUCAAUACAUUUAUCUCUACGUUAGACAGAAAUCAUCAGCAUACGAUAUGCAAUCCCCAUGUACAAUGACAGUGAGGUGGACGCUGUUAUAAUAGACAUGAAUCCAUAGUAACAAGAAGGCUGUAAAGCAAUAUGCAUGUAUCCAUGGCAACACUCUAAGUUUGUACGCUUUUCAUAAAUUAUUUAUAUUGAACAAUCGUUGAGUUUCUGUUGAUGUGUUCAAAAGAAAGAUUGAUAUGUAGGUCAUCUUUUCAAGAGAAGAUUUUCUAGUUUCCUUUGCUAMAUACUGUAACCUUUCUAAUUGUAAAAAUAAAAUAACAUGCAAUAAAAUGAUGUGAUUUACUGUGGGGCACUAUUACAUACAUAGGAAAAGCCACAGUAAAUUCACUGUAGUGUUAAAAUAACACCUGACACAAUAACUACUGAUUCUCUGUGAACUGAUUCUAUAUAAAAUAAACAAUGGAAUGGUGUAAYAUUCCUUCAUUUCAGUGUUGCGCCUUUGAAUUAUGAAGGCUCAAUCUUACAAUAUACUCAUGACAAUGACGUCAAGGAAGGCUUCCUAAGAUAUACGAACUUUGAAGUCGCUUAAUMAURGCUUCAUGACAUGAAAUUUAUCAUAGUCAAAGUAGAGAAUACCGAUAUUCCCAGAUGGUGUUUAUGAAAACACUUAUUGAGCCUYGAAUGACACRAAUUUUGUUUUGAAAAUAAAAUCAAUAUGAAGAAAAUAAUAGUUCUGCAAAGUGCCACUGGAUGCAGGCUUCUAAUUUCAGAGAAMUUUUAUGCYAAUUUGAUGAUGUMAAGUUGUUAGCUCAUUGAUUAUACAAAAUUGUCUGAUUGUCACCUUAUUGUUUUGUAGAAGAUAUUUGUUAUGUAUACUAAUCAAAAACAAUCUUUCACAGUUUGACAUGGGUAAACUUAGGAACACUUGUUACAAAACACAGUUGAAAUUYUAUAGAGCACACAAAAUGACGUCAUCAAAUUAGCAUAAUGGAUUUUUAACUUCAAUUUUCUCUGAAAUUUGAAGCCCUGCAUCAAGUGGUAUUAGCCAAGCUGUUACUCUUUUUCUAUUGAGACUCUAUUUUUCA
Exaiptasia diaphana is the source of this 2161-nucleotide messenger RNA. RefSeq lists its product as uncharacterized. The record is from RefSeq and is a predicted model, not a curated record. Bases 317 to 1057 code for a protein of 246 amino acids. The transcript has 2 exons. Lineage: Eukaryota; Metazoa; Cnidaria; Anthozoa; Actiniaria; Aiptasiidae.